Molecule: messenger RNA, 4277 nt
Organism: Pteronotus mesoamericanus
Lineage: Eukaryota; Metazoa; Chordata; Mammalia; Chiroptera; Mormoopidae
Gene: BROX
Product: BRO1 domain and CAAX motif containing
Exons: 12
Coding region: 1175-2242 (355 amino acids)
Source: RefSeq, a predicted model, not a curated record
UUAGAACAGGUAUUGUCUGAGCCACCCUUGGAGACAAGGUACUGAUUUAGGCCUCAUGGGCAGUACAGAAGGAUGUAACACACUGUCCCUAACCUCAGACUCCUUACAAACUUAAAAAUGACAUGAAGAGUUAAAUUAUAGAUGACUUAAACAUUGGCAGGCAUCAGGCCAGUGUCCUGAAUUUUAGGUCAGUGAGUGUCAGGGAGGUUAAAGCAAUCACAGUGAACGAGGUAAGCUAUUGCAUAUAUUAAAGUGGUACAAGAGACUCCACGAAGUUACCUAUGGGCAUUAUUAAUUGGCUAGAUAGGAAGUUCAUUACCCUAGGACCUGACUAGACCUCAGGGUGUUUGUAUAGGAGAAAGGAGUUUAAAAAUAUUGUAUAGCUUAGAUCAGGGGUUGGCCAACUAUGUUCAGCAGGAUUGGCCUGGUGCUUUUUGUUUGUUUUGUUUUGUUUUUAAAGAUUUUAUUUAUUUAUUUUUAGAGUGGGGGAAGGGAGGAAGAAAAAGGGAGAGAAACACGAGUGUGUGGUUGCCUCUCGCGCACCCUGAACUGGGGACCUGGCCUGCGACCCAGGCAGGUGCCCGGAUCGGGAAUUGAACUGGUGACCCUUUGCUUUGCAGGUCGGCACUCAAUCCACGGAGCCACACCAGCUAGGGCCCAGUGCUUGUUUUUAUAAAUAGUGGAACACAGCCACUUCACCCACAUUUAUUUACAUACCUUUAAGGCUUCCUUUGCCUUCUUUCUUCUACAGCAGCAGAGUUGAGCUGUUCCAAUAGAGACUUAUGACCCAGAAACCUUAAAGUCCUUACUUUCAGACCCUUUACAGGAAGAGUUUGCUGAUUGCUGAUUUAGAUAGUAAAAACGUAGAAGACAAGUCAUUUCUACCAGGAAAACCGUUGUCCUAGAGCAGUUUGGAACAAGAGAGAGAUGCAAGAGAUAUUUCAAAGGAGGAGUCAACUGGACAGAUUGGCUGAUUUCCUCUGGGAAGUUGAAAUCGAGAUUCAUUCUGUGUGGGAUCUAGAACCUAGGUCAUCAAGAUAUUGAUGGUAUCAGCAAAGGAGAAUCAAGAUAGUUCUGCUUUUUUGUGGAAAGAAGUAAUUGGAGCAAAAGCGACCUGCGGUCCUCCAGGGCGAGGCUGCUGGAGCUGUUCACCGAUCUGAGCUGCAGCCCAGAAAUGAUGAAGAACGCGGCCGACUCCUAUUUCUCACUUCUGCAAGGUUUCAUAAAUUCAUUGGAUACUAGCCAAGAAAGUAAGUUACGUUAUAUUCAAAAUUUCAAGUGGACCGAUACACUACAAGGACAGGUUCCAAGUGCCCAGCAGGAUGCUGUUUUUGAAUUAAUUUCCAUGGGAUUUAAUGUCGCUCUGUGGUACACUAAAUAUGCUUCAAGACUGGCUGGAAAAGAAAACAUAACAGAAGAGGAAGCGAAAGAGGUCCAUCGAAGCCUAAAAAUUGCAGCUGGAAUUUUUAAACAUUUAAAGGAAAGUCACAUCCCAAAGCUCAUCACUCCUGCGGAAAAGGGGAGAGAUUUAGAAGCGCGACUCAUCGAAGCUUACAUCGUCCAGUGUCAGGCUGAGGCUCAGGAAGUAACAAUUGCUCGAGCAAUCGAACUGAAACAUGCUCCUGGACUAAUUGCUGCUCUCGCCUAUGAAACGGCCAAUUUCUAUCAAAAAGCUGAUCAUACUUUGUCCAGUUUGGAGCCUGCGUACUCUGCCAAAUGGAGAAAAUAUCUCCUCUUGAAAACGUGCUUCUACACAGCUUACGCUUACUGUUACCAUGGUCGGACUUUGUUGGCCAGCGACAAAUGCGGUGAAGCAAUCCGGUCUCUCCAAGAAGCAGAGAAACUUUAUGCAAAAGCAGAAGCGUUAUGCAAAGAGUAUGGAGAAACCAAAGGGCCCGGACCAACAGUCAAGCCUUCGGGACACUUGUUCUUCACGAAACUUGGAAAUCUUGUGCAGAAUACCCUGGAAAAAUGUCAAAGAGAAAAUGGGUUUAUUUACUUUCAAAAAAUUCCAACAGAAGCCCCACAACUGGAACUCAAAGCAAAUUACGGUCUCGUCGAGCCUGUGCCUUUUGAAUUUCCUCCCACGAGUGCACAGUGGACCCCGGAGACGCUGGCUGCGUUUGACCUCACCAAAAGACCCAAGGAUGACAGCACCAAACCCAAACCAGAGGAAGCAGUGAAACCCGUGAAAGAACCAGACGUCAAACCUCAAAAGGACACGGGGUGUUCCGUCUCCUAAGAUGUGUGCUUGGGGUCUCUCUACUGGUAGAUGAGAUAGACCGUGGGCCUUCCGUUCACGCCUCUGGAAGCGAUUUGUCUGAAGCCUGUAGAAUAAUGUAGCGCACUCAGAGGGCACCUGCCUUCUAUUUAGGUCUAGACUUUUAAUAUGCCGCGAGGGUUCCUGUUUGUUUCCACACUCCUUGCUAACCACGACAACGUGUGAAAGAUGUUCUUCUGCCUCUGAAGAGUGUCCUUGAGGGUUGGGUCCCGUCCCCCCCCCCGCCCCGCAAACUUUUGGUAGUAAUGUUAUAGGUUAACAUAAGCCAGAAUCAUGUGUUUUGGGAUAGGUUUUUCUAUCUUCACAAAAAACUUUAUUUUCCUUCCUCUUAUUAGAUAGCAGAAGAAUGGCAUCUGUUUUCGACAGGCAUUUAUUUCCCCCUUCACCAUUUUGUUCAUUGUAGCUCAGGCCUGUGUUCGGAGCUAGUUAUCUUUCCCGGUGGGGAAAGAAGUCGUUAUAAUUGAAGAUCAGGAAAAUUUUAUACCCAAACCCUUAACAUGCGAUCACAUCUGUAGUUUACUCAAAAGUCAGUGUUGAUAGGAACAUGAGGGCUGUUGCAGAAUUUCUCUCCUGGGAGCCCUGCGCUUCAUUUCGGCCUCAGUGACACCCACAGUGGCUCUUGCGAGUUCCUUCUAAUGGGCGUCUCACUCAGGACAGAACUGUGUGACAGCUCCUAAUGUGUCUCUGUGAGGGGAGGUAAAAUUGAAAAGGGCUUUGGAGAAGUGGAAUGUUGCAUGAUGUAAAAGAAAACUUCAGGCCUAAAGGAGGAGGGUUGUUCUGAAUUACACUGGUAACUCUGUUUUGUUUAAGAGGUUACAGUAAAAUGCUUUCAUUGCCUGAUUUCAGUGUACCUUGUUUUUAUACAGUUUUCUAAUACACACCUUCUGUCAGAAUUACAUUAUUUUAGGCCAAAGGCCAUAGCAAAACCUUAAUGAAGCAUACAGGUACAGUAUGAUCUUAAAAAUAGUAUUUAUUGAAACAAUUUAGUGUACAUACAGACUUGGGAUAUAGUGAGUGCAUAAUAUGUUAACAAAAAUCAUACAUCUGUAGAUUUAUCAUCUUUUAAUUAUUCUCCUGGAGCGUUAGCUAAUUUUCCUAUUAUAAAUGGAUUGGCUCACUUAAUAAAAACCGUAAGAGCAGUGCGUACUGAGAGCUUACCACGUGCGAGGCACCGCGCUGAGCACUUACGCAGAUAAACCCUUGCAUCCACAUAGCAACUUGCAGAAAUAAGCACAAUCUACAUCAAGUGUUGACAUAGGAAUAAACAUUUCAUUAUGAAGAAUAAAUAAUUAUGCCUAUCUGAAUCAACGUAUUCAAAUGAUAAAUCAUAACUUACACAUAGAAUCAGUGUUUUUCAAAAAAUAACAUGGAAAUGCAACCAAAAAUAAUACGUGGGAAUACCCCUUGCUGUAAAACAUUUUGUAGCUGAACCUGCAGUUUCUAGAAGAAGUGGAGUAAUAACAGACAUUUAAGUUUAUUUUGCUGUCUGUAGUAAAAAUGUUUUAGUUAAAUUUCACUGCAUUUUAUUACGAAAUCCUUUGUUUGCUAUAUGCCGUUAACUGACAAAAUGUUCAAUAGCAUCUGAUGCCAGCGUCUCACUCACAGCCAAAGGAUCUGUUUAUCUCGGAUACUAGUGCUUGUUACCGAGUUACUAAGUUUUCACAUUAACAUCACUGGAUCCUGCUACCAUAUAUGGAAUGAAAAUGUGGCAUGUGCUCAAAGCUUCGGUAAAAUGGCAGUGGUACAGCUUUUUAAUCCGUAAUUGGCAACUUUGACAUAAGCAGAUAAAUAUUCUGUUGACUCAGCAAAAGUGAGACUUUGUGACUGAAAAAUCCCAUUAUCAUAGUCUUUGAAAUAGUGUUGGGAAUUUAGGGAAGUUGAGAAAUAGAAGUUGCAUGAAGGGUGCGGAGAGGUGUAACUUCCAGGUGACUGUUGCAUACACUUCACACUUCAUGCAAAGUGGGGAAGGACAGCUAACGUGCUAAAAGUGGUGUUU